AUGACUUCUCCCACGUCAACUACGCUCUUCCACAUUCCUACCAACCGGAUAUCUUCAGUGACCAACGGGAAGGGCAUCACUCGCAGACGCCGGACGCUCACCAGCCCUUCUAGCAGCCAUAUACUACAGACCAUCGAGGAGAGGAAGCUAUGCAGGCUCGGGAGGACGCCUUCUUUGCUGCAUCGCUGCAAGCACCUUGUGGUCCGGCAUACAUGGACCGUCCCGCUUGUUCCUCUGCUCGCCAUUCUCUUCUUGUACGGCGUUAAUCCCACUGAAUCUAACGUCUUUCAUCGUUUUAUAUUCCUCUCCUACAAACAGCAGCGGUCAGACCCCACGAAACCUGUACAAUAUGCCAAGGGUCCAUGGGACAUCGCACUCGUUACCUUUUAUACCAUCGUCCUCUCGGUUGCUCGAGAGUUUGUCAUGCAAGAGUUACUACGGCCCUUGGCUAUCUUCUGCGGCCUGAAAUCGCGGGGUAAGCGGCUCCGAUUCAUGGAACAGACCUAUACCGCCCUCUACUUUGGCAUAAUGGGGCCGGCAGGGCUCUAUGUGAUGAGCACUUCGCCAGUCUGGUACUUCAAUACCCGUGGAAUGUAUGAGGCUGCCCCUCAUCUGACGCUCGACGCUGGCUUCAAGUUCUACUACUUGUUCCAGGCGGCCUAUUGGGCGCAGCAGGCGGUAGUCAUGCUGCUCGGGAUGGAGAAGAGGCGAAAGGACUUUAGGGAGCUCGUAACGCAUCACAUCGUUACUCUAGUUCUUAUCUCCCUAAGCUACCGUUUUCAUUUCACUUAUGUCGGAAUCGCGGUCUACAUAACCCAUGACAUCAGUGAUUUCUUCCUUGCUUCAUCCAAGUCACUCAACUACAUCGACAGCCCUCUGGUAGGGCCUUUCGUCGGUGCCACUAUCGCUACCUGGAUCUACAUGCGCAACUACUUGAAUUUACGCAUCAUCUUCUCCCUUUUCAACGAGUUUGAUACCGUUGGCCCCACCGAGCUUGACUGGGAAGCAGGCCAGUUCAAGUGUCUCUACACCAAGUUCUUCUUCCUGUUCCUGCUGGGUUCGCUCCAGGCUCUCAACCUCUUCUGGCUCUUCUUGCUUGUGCGCAUCGCCUACCGCUUUGUGGUGCACAACAUCGCAAAGGACGAGAGAUCCGAAGCCGAAGAGUCUGAGAUCGAAGAGAUGAAGGCCAAGGAGGCUAAGGUAGCCCGAUCAUCUGCUAUAAUACAGCCUUCCAGCCUGAAGCCUGUUUCAUGA
Molecule: messenger RNA, 1254 nt
Organism: Trichophyton benhamiae CBS 112371
Lineage: Eukaryota; Fungi; Ascomycota; Eurotiomycetes; Onygenales; Arthrodermataceae
Exons: 2
Coding region: 1-1254 (417 amino acids)
Biological process (GO): ceramide biosynthetic process
Cellular component (GO): membrane
Molecular function (GO): sphingosine N-acyltransferase activity
Source: RefSeq, a predicted model, not a curated record